GAGCAGGCAGCGAGGCAAGUCCGCCCCUCGCUUUGGGCCUUCCCCUGCUCACCUGCCCGGCUCUAGCCCGCUCACGCCGCCCCCGCUUUUGUUUACGCUGACGGCCGCUAUUCCUGAAGGACCUUUGCGGGCCGCUUCCGACAGAUCUCUGAAGCAAAUAUAGACUGAAUUUUCAAGAAGCCUUUGCUUUUCCUUUCAAGCAACAUGAAUUGGUUACAACUAAAUGAAGACCUGAGCUUGAAGAGGUUUAUAAAUGAUUCAGGGUGUCCAGAAAACCUCAAAUAUGACUUUAACAAAAACGGUGAACUCAGACAUGAAGAUACCAAUGAACCUUUUAUUUUUAAUUAUUACCAUUCUUAUAAUGGCAAUCACAAACGCUAUCAAAUUCUUGGAUAUUCGAUUACUCAGUAUAUAUAUGAACUUCUGGAAAAGGCUUUUAAGCUGCAAAAGACUUAUAUCCCAAUAGAUGCUCCGGUCAGUAACCUUUGCACUUUCUUUUUUAUGAGUGAGAAUGCAUUAACAAAUUGCUCCACUCUAGUUGUCCUUCUUCAAGACCAAGGACCAUCUCGUGCGGGUCAGUGGGGACAGAAGACCAUAAUUCAUGAAGGUCUCCAACACGGAUCUCAAAUACCAUUCAUUGCAAUGGCUCUGCAGUGCUCUUGGGGUGUGAUUGUUUUAAACCCCAAUGACAAUUUCAUUGAUCUAAAAAUGGAAUCCAAAAUCCCAGACUUCUCUGAGGAAGAUUCUGCCUCUUCUCUGCAGUUACCUUGGGUAAUCCCAAAGAGGUGCAGCAAAAGCCCUGAAGAACAUACAACAUAUGUUUGGGACCACUUCAUUUCAAAAACCACAGCUAGAAAUGUGGCUUUCAUUGCCCAUGGCUAUGGGGGAUUGGUUUUCGUCAACUUGCUUAGGCAGAGAUCUUUAGAGGUGAUGAACAAAGUAUAUGCUGUUGCGCUUAUUGAUUCCAAACACCACAUAAUGCACCAGACGCAAGGUGAUUCCCAGCUGCAGGAAUGGAUACAGAGACACUGUCGAAAGUGGGUAGCAGACAGUAAGCCUUUGGAUAAGACAGUUGGCUGCUUUAUGAAAGUCGAUUGCCCUAGUGUUUCUGCAGGAACUGAAAAAUACAGCUUGGUGCCUUCUUUUAGUCUACAGUCCAUCUUCAAGUAUUUAAAAAAUAAACUGAAAGUUGGCAGUAGAAAACGUUUUGUUCGUUCGCCUAUUGCAACAAGGAGCAGAAAAGUAAUGAAAAUGUAAGAGUGUAUGUGAUUUAUGCCUGUUUUUCUUCUUCUGCGGAAGAUGUACACUGCCAUAGACUCCUCAAGCCCAUUUGCAAUGCAUAUUUUAUUUAAGUAUGGGAAACUACUUAUUUUGAGGAGGUUUGGUUAUAACUAAGUUAUGAAAUAUCUAAUUCUGAAUUACAGUUGUUUAUGUUCUAUUUCAGUUGAGUGUAUUUCGAAAUGUAGCAUUCCUUUGUACUUAACAUAUUACAAAACACUGUGUCAAGAACCUCAAAAACAGCACUCGUCCUUUCAACUCGCACUGAUAUGAGAUUGUCAUUCUGUAUGAAUAUAUCAAUAUAUGACAGUAAUAGAUGCAAAACACUGGGUCUGAAAAGUUUGUGAACUGCAUGAUUUACAUGAUUGUGGUUUUGGACAUAAUGUGUUCAUUGAAUUGCCUGGAACUAAUUUUGUUUUAAUAGGAUACACAACCAGUAGAAUUAUUUCUAUAUAUACCAACAAAUACCCCUAUUGCAGUUUUCCUGAUUAAAACUAGUAAGUAUAUUGCAAUCCUGAACAAGUGAAAUUAGAGAUUCAUCAACUUACUUAUGUACAUAACUUUAUUCAGAGAAUGAACAAAUGACAGAAUGUCUGUCCCCCUGGAAGAUGAUCAAUAUGAUCCUCAGGAUAAAUAAAUAUAAAUAUAUUCCUUCAAAGGUGAUAAAACAUUCAAUAAAGACUUGAAUAAGCA
Molecule: messenger RNA, 1971 nt
Organism: Anolis carolinensis (green anole)
Lineage: Eukaryota; Metazoa; Chordata; Lepidosauria; Squamata; Anolidae
Product: putative protein FAM172B
Exons: 3
Coding region: 205-1257 (350 amino acids)
Biological process (GO): regulatory ncRNA-mediated heterochromatin formation
Cellular component (GO): nucleus
Molecular function (GO): siRNA binding
Source: RefSeq, a predicted model, not a curated record